Eucalyptus grandis is the source of this 1452-nucleotide messenger RNA. Its product is annotated as collagen alpha-2(I) chain-like. The record is from RefSeq and is a predicted model, not a curated record. NCBI's taxonomy places the organism in Eukaryota, Viridiplantae, Streptophyta, Magnoliopsida, Myrtales, Myrtaceae. Bases 1 to 1452 code for a protein of 483 amino acids. The transcript is spliced from 4 exons.
AUGAAGAAGAUCCUCUUUUCAAAAGUAGCGGCCAGUUUGAUGGUUUUGCUGUUCCUGAUGGGAACGUCAAUGCGAUCGGGUGAGGCGUGCCGGCUUCUUAAAGGCCACGAUGGAGGGCGGGCUGGUGAUACGCAGCCGAGUCUAAUUGUUCUCCAGUCCCUGCAAAAGGGUUCGACCCCGUGCACUGGAAACUGCAGCGGCUACACCCCCGGAAGCAGCACCACCGCUAGCACCACCAGCACCAAGGCCUUCGCAGGCCGAUCAGCUGUUGGUGUAUCUCCACCUAGUUAUUCUGAUCGCGCCUCUCGAUCCGGCGUUGCCGCCGAUCGAGUGAGCAUGAUUCAGUUGGAUAGUUCCCAUCUUGAAAUCGGGAAUUGCCUACUAAGGAUCGAUUCCGAAAAAUUGGAAUCGGGACCCGUCUAUUGGUUUUAUGGAUCCACUCGGAAACUAGAUCACCAGGCAGCAACGUGGUGGUCCGCCGAAGGUCCGGUGAGAGGCGGCGGCGGGCGUCGGAGCUCCGGGGAGGGGGACCAGCAGGCCGGCAGAGUCUCGGGUUGCAGCGGGCCGGCGGACGCCGGGUAUUGCAGCAGCGUCACUCGGGGGAAGCUGCGGGCUUCGGGGCACGGCGAAGACAGAGCAACGGCGUCGCGGGAUCACAGCGGCGGGGGUGAGCAGCGGCGUCGGGCAGCAGCUCCGCUGCGGCAGAUCGGAGGUGGAGAUCGGCUGAGGCGCGGUGGGCUUCGUCAGGCUGGUGGAGCAGAUCUGCGAGGCAGCAGCAGUUUCGCGGGGGUGCGGCGAGCUGGCUCGGGAUCUGCUGGGUCGCGGGUUGCAGACGAGUCGGGGCGAGAUCGGCGUUCCGGUGCGGCAGAUCCGGCUCCGAGCGGGUGCGGGGACGGAGGCCGAUGGGGUCCGGCAGCUGCUGCGGGCGAGCGAUGGCAGGAGGAAGCAGCAACGGCAUCGAACUCCGGUGGUGCUGCUGGGCGUCGGCGCUGGGUCGCGGGCGUUGCUCGUGAGACAGAAAGCAGCAGCAGCGACGGCGGACGGAGGCCUUGCAACGGCGAACGGGGUCGCAGGUCGGAGCAGGCGAGGGCGUCGGAGGUGGCUGGCGAAGGCGAGCGGAGCGGUGCCGGCGCAGCGGACGGCGCGGACACGGCCGGCGCAGUCGGGGGGCCCUCCCAAGGAGAUGAACAAUCAAGUGAGGCGUGCCGGCUUCUUGAAGGCCUUAAAGGAGCGCAGGAUGGUACCAGGGAGCCGAGCCUAAUUGUUCUCCAGUCCCUCCAAAAGGGUCCACCCCCGUGCACCGGGGAUUGCAACGGGGAAACUCCUGGAAGCAGCACCACCGCUAGCACCACCGGCACCAAGGCCUUCACGGGCCGAUUACUUGUUGGUGUGCCUCGACAUGGUUAUUCCGGUCAUGUCUCUCAAUAUGGUGUCAAUGCUGAUCAUAAAUAG